Molecule: messenger RNA, 4315 nt
Organism: Oncorhynchus gorbuscha (pink salmon)
Lineage: Eukaryota; Metazoa; Chordata; Actinopteri; Salmoniformes; Salmonidae
Product: KN motif and ankyrin repeat domain-containing protein 3-like
Exons: 11
Coding region: 499-3579 (1026 amino acids)
Biological process (GO): negative regulation of actin filament polymerization
Cellular component (GO): cytoplasm; cytoskeleton
Molecular function (GO): protein binding
Source: RefSeq, a predicted model, not a curated record
CAAACAAGGAUUAGAGUGAGGCACUACCCUAUGAGUGUGUGUCUCUAUUGAAUGGGGCUUUUGUUAUGUUCAGUAGUCUGAUGGUAAAGAUGAGCCUGUAGUUGUGGUGGGGUGGGCUGGAAGGAUGAAGGAAUAGCCUUGUCCAAUAAGCCCCGAAUCUGGGUUAAUAAGUGUGGGCUGAUCUGGAGUGACUAUCGUCUAUCUGUGGAGCUAGAAGCCUUGCUUUCUCUAUUGUCAGCCGGGUUUGCUGUUGACCCUCUCCUUUGGGGGAAAAGGGAGGUGGUGGCCGGGAUGAGGUCACUUUUCCAAAACAUGGCUCCUGCCAUGUAGCCAGCAGCCCUCGGCCAGAACACUUCCUGUUGAAAAGCAGCGCUGAAAAAGUAUUCUUCAGUGUUAGAAUUAUGGUGAAUGCCGGGGAAACAGCCACCUCAGUGAUGACGGUAAUGGUUGUGAGUAGAUUCUCUGGGGGCUUCUGCUGAAAGGUGUCAGUCCACAACCAUGACUCAGUCUGUGCAGGUCAACCCAAAGCUACCUGAUCUGGGCGCACCGUUUCUAUACUCCAGUCGGGAAGAGGCGGAUCAACAGGGCUCUUAUUCGGUCCAGACACCGUAUGGCUUCCAGCUAGACCUGGACUUCCUCAAGUAUGUGGAGGAAAUAGAAAGCGGCCACCACGUCCGACGGGCACCCGUAAACUCCCGCAGGUCAUCCCGGGGGGUCAAAGUCUCCCAGCGGAGCCCGAGUGUGGGGGGACGCGCCAGCGGCUGGACCUCCACAGAGUCCCUCUCCUCGCCCGCCAGCGAAGAUGGUCGAGUGCCCCCUCCCCCGCCCCCACGGAAUCGCAUUGGCUCUGCUCCCAGUGAGGGGCAACCCCUGUCCUCGCUAUCUGUCCUCAGCCCUCCUCUCUCUGCCGGCGCCAAAGUGCCACCACCACCUCCACUACGUAACUCCAGAGUAGAGAGGACCCUCCUGGAGACCAGCCUGAGACUGCAGCAGGAGCAGAGCCAUCAGCACCAAAAUGGCACCCGUUUCCAGCUCUCAGACCCACCAAAGAAAAACCCCAGGACUGCCCCUACCCAUGUCACCCCAGCUAGUGCAGCAGCCAGCGUGGAUGGACAGCUCUUGCACCUGUCCUCUGCCUCUCCCAGCCCAUCUCAGAGUAGCCUGCACAGACCCAGUCCCCACACCUCCGGUAAGAGCACCCCGGCCUCUAGCACCGGAAUGACUACUCUGCCCCCCAGCCAAUUGCAGACGGUGAGAGAACAGAUGGCCACUGCCCUGAAGCAACUGAAGGAGAUGGAGGAGCGAGUGAAGGGUGUCCCAGUGCUGGAAAGAGAGGUGGCCAAGCUACAGGCUGAAAAAGACAUGCUCCUACUGGCACUGCAGGAGAAGAAGACCUUGGUGGCCCAACAACAGGCUACAACAGUAGUCAGCAGUACUAAUACCACAACGUUGGACGCAGGCACACGGAGUCAGGAACGUCCUAUUUUAUCCCCUAAGAGUCCCAGAUGUCCAAAGAGUCCCAGUAAAUUAGGGGACCUCAGAAAGCUGACAGAGAAGUUCGAAGGCAAGACAGAAAAAGAUGGAGCACGUUCUGAGAAAGUUCCGGAAAAGGUUGUGGAGAAGAAGUCUGUGGCCAUCGGGGACGACAUGUUGCUGGAUGCUGGGGUCUUCUACUACAGCCUGGGCACCAAGGACGCCUCAGAGGGCACACUGCAGAUGGACGUCUGCGAGAAAGGAAUGGCCACGGAGGCGCCGGCCAUCCGCGAGGAGGGGGUGCAGGCUGUAGUGGAGACAGAGGAGGCCUCAGUUUCGGUGAUGGAAUCCCAGCUGGGCCUAAGCAGCGAUGCCCAGAGGGAGAUCGACAACCUACAGGACAACAUCAAGUUCCAGCAGGAGUCCAUCUCGGUUCUGGAGGGGCGACUUGGCCAGGCUGACGAGGUCCUGGCAGUGCUCAAAGCCCAGGAGAAUGAAAGGAAGUCCAAGGCAACGUCCGAAAAGGGGGUCCUUGUCAAACCAGACUCUGCCCAUGCCCAAGUGGGGACUGAAGCCUCUACAAUGUCCGCACCAGCUUCACAGAAUGUCGCAGUCUCCUGUUGUCCUGAGGUGGUUGACGCAUGUGUAGGUGAUGAUUUAGGAGCCAGAUAUUAUGACCAGAGCACUCAGACUGACUCUGUGGAGAUCCCUGCAGAAGCGGAAUCAACCCCAGUAGUACUGGUCAGCACUGGAAGUCAAUGGGAGAAUCUGUACAUGGAGGAGGACAUAGAGCAGAAAGCUCCAGUCACUGCGCUGAAGAGGAGACAGACGACCAUCGCGGAGUACAAGGUCAACCCUGGCAAGGAGACGGUCAGUUUACCCAAAGGAAAGGGAGUGAAAGAGGAGGAAAUGGCGCCCAGCACUCCAACAACUGCAACAACGGUUGGAAGUAUGUUGAAAUCAAUCAUGAAGAAGAAGGAUGGGAGUAGUUCCAGUGAAUCACGCAGCAGCGGCAAGAAAAGCUUGCAGUUUGUUGGCAUUCUCAACGGGGGGUAUGAGUCGACAUCUAGUGAAGAGGAGGAGGAUGAUGAUGAGGAAGAGGGGAGUUCCUCAGGUGGCAGUGAAGUAGGUGAUUGCUCAGACGGUAGUGAUGAUGAAGAUGCAGCGGCCGCUCUGGAGGAGACCUCCGAUGAGGAGAGGAGCAUGAAUAUGGAUGACACCGAUAGUGAUGAUGUGGCCUUAGCAGCAGGGACUGGAGCCACUGAGGAGAUUCCAGAAAAAGUGAAAGAGAAGUUUGAGCUGAGUGCAAAAAUGCGUGAAGCUUGUCUCAUUUUGAAGAACCAUCUGAAUGAUGAUGUCAAAACACUGAAGAGUAAAGAAGUGAUCUCCAGCACUCACACUGUGCAGCUGGAAUGGUUCCGCAUCUCCAGUGCCAAGCUGGCCCAGCAACCCCGUGUCUCAGACUACCUGAUGGCCUUCACAGAAGUCUCCUCUGCCUUGCUGGCCCACGUCGUCAACAUUACCGAUGGCAAUGGCAACACAGCCUUGCACUACAGCGUCUCCCACUCCAACUUCACCGUGGUGGGGCUACUGCUGGACACAGGCAUGUGUUGUGUAGAUAAGCAGAACAAGGCAGGCUACACUGCGAUCAUGCUGGCGGCCCUCUCAGCUGUGAAAGAGGAGGAUGACAUGGUGGUGGUCAGGAAGCUCUUCAGUCAGGGCAACGUCAACGCCAAGGCCAGCCAGGCUGGCCAGACGGGGCUGAUGCUAGCUGUUAGCCAUGGACGGCAGGAGAUGGUGCGGGCAUUGCUGGACUGCGGGGCUGACGUGAACGUGCAGGAUGAUGAGGGCUCCACGGCGCUCAUGUGCGCCAGCGAGCACGGCCGCGCCGAGAUUGUCUCGCUGCUCCUGGACCAGCCGGGCUGUGACAUCUCCAUUGUGGACAAUGAUGGCAGUAAUGCUCUGUCCAUCGCCCUGGAGGCCUCUCACAAUGACACAGCUGUGCUGCUUUACGCCCACAUGAACUACGCCAAAGCCCAGACAGCUGGGACAACCAAGACUCGAAGCCCCACUAGUCCUCAAAAGACAUGGCCUGCUGCGGAGUAAUGGGCCACCAAUAUGGAAAAACAAACAUAACUGGACUUGAGCAUUGAAAAUGCACCACUGCAAUACUACCGCUGUCUACGUAAAUAUAUGUAUUUAUAUAAUGGCAUACGUCAUUCAUUUAUGUGUAUUGUUAAUAUAAUAUUAUUUUUUCAAUAAAUGCCUUAAACCGUUAUUAUAUAAGUCAAUUAUCUGCAUUUGCAACAUUUCUGACUAGGUCAAGGUCUGCAGCAUAUUUUUCUAUGAUACAGUAAAGCAGACCUCACAUACACUUGCACUCAUUGAUUGUGUUUAGUUUGAGUUCCCCUCCCCCUUUUAAAGGCGCACUCCAGCUAUUUAAAAAACAAACUUUUCCUGUUGAAAAACAAUAUCCCACGUAUAAAUACAGUAAUGUACACACACUUAAGGGUACAAAAAAAUAUGUUUUGAGCAAAUUAGUGUUUUUUAGACACAAGUGCAAACUUCAUGGAGUAGGCCAUUCGACGGGUUGGUCUGAUGGUGCCCUCUGAUGUCAUCGGCCUCCCCCCUUGCUUGUAGUAACAAUAGAGAACACCUGGACCACCUAUUUAUAUGUUUCUUUUGUUAAGUAAAUCAGGUGAUAAAUUAACUGAAAAUGAGACUGGAGUAGUAGUCUUCUCAAUCUUCAUGCCAAAAUAGUUCCAAGUUUGCACUAACUGUCUAUGCCUUGUAUAUUCAUGUAUCUAUUUUCAUGUAAAAAAAUAAACAUAUAUUUACAUAA